AUGGCCCCUUGGUCUCUCUCCACCCUUCCUUCUUUGCAAGACUGCGAAUGCUUCGGCCACUCCAAGCGCUGCAGCUACAUCGAGCUGCUAAACUCUGUCAUUUGCGUGAGCUGUAAGCACAACACUAGGGGCCAGCACUGCCAGGAUUGCAAGCAGGGCUACUUCCGAAAUAACUCUGCAGAGCCGGAAGAUGAGAAUGUGUGUAUAGGUCAGUUCCCUCACCACUGUCCCCGUCAUCAUCAGCACUGCUUAUAUCGGCUAAUCCUCCACAUGACCCCACCACGUUUAUACCAGCCUAUGACCCUCACCCUCACCUUUCACCUUUCACCUUUCACCUUUCAACCUUUCACCCUAGUGCGUCAAACCUCCAAACUCCUGCCUCGUGUGUUUCACCAUUUAUUUUCUUGUUGCUGUCUUGGUCCUAUCUUCCCCACUGUCUUCUGUCCAUGUGAUUGUGACAUCACUCGCGUCCUUCUCCACAGGGCUUAUGUUUUAA
Molecule: messenger RNA, 496 nt
Organism: Coregonus sp. 'balchen'
Lineage: Eukaryota; Metazoa; Chordata; Actinopteri; Salmoniformes; Salmonidae
Source: the annotation of a GenBank genome assembly